AUGAGCUCCCCGCUGACAAUAACUGCAGUUCCAGCUCCGGAUCCAGCGCUGCAGUGCCCACCGCUUCGGGAGAGGAUGGCAUUCCAGCAUCCGGUGAUUGUCCAAUGGGGACAGCUAGUUCUCGGAUCAUUGGGCUACGUCAUUAGGUUAGUGACGCUUUAUCGGGCAGGCUGGAUACGAAAAUGGUGGCAGUUCAACUGA
Messenger RNA from Nezara viridula (southern green stink bug), 201 nucleotides. The record is from the annotation of a GenBank genome assembly. NCBI's taxonomy places the organism in Eukaryota, Metazoa, Arthropoda, Insecta, Hemiptera, Pentatomidae.